Molecule: messenger RNA, 1365 nt
Organism: Panicum virgatum (switchgrass)
Lineage: Eukaryota; Viridiplantae; Streptophyta; Magnoliopsida; Poales; Poaceae
Product: probable protein S-acyltransferase 12
Exons: 7
Coding region: 168-1046 (292 amino acids)
Biological process (GO): peptidyl-L-cysteine S-palmitoylation; protein targeting to membrane
Cellular component (GO): Golgi apparatus; endoplasmic reticulum
Molecular function (GO): protein-cysteine S-palmitoyltransferase activity
Source: RefSeq, a predicted model, not a curated record
GCCAGCAAACAGACUGUCAGCACCACCGGGCCCCGCAAGUCAGCGGACGCGCCAAGCCCAACCCGCGACAGCUGAGCGCGCGCCGCCACCGACACGCCUCGCCUGCCGCCGCGCCGGCCGUUGCCUCCUCCCCGCGAGCGAGUCCGCCACCUCGCCGGCCGCCGGGGAUGGACUGCUGCCGGCACGUGAACCCGUUCCGCGCCUGCGCGGGGCUGCGCGGGCUGGGCUACGUCAUGGUGGCGCUCGUCGUCGCCAUCGCUGCCGCCUCCUACUACGCGGUCGUCGUCUGCGCCUGGGGGCCCGUGCUCCUCGACGGGGGCGCCGCCGCGGCUGGGGCCGCCGCCGUGCUCGCCGCCUUCCACGUGCUCCUUGCAAUGAUUAUGUGGUGCUAUUUGAUGGUUGUUUUCACCGAUCCUGGUUCUGUACCUGAAAACUGGAGACAUGAUGCCGAAUAUAGUGGGGAUCCUGGUUCCUCUUCAGAGGAGCAAGGAAGUGCACCUAGAUAUUGCUCUCGCUGUCAAAAUGGCAAACCUCCCCGCUGUCAUCAUUGUUCUGUCUGUAACAGAUGUGUGCUUAAAAUGGACCAUCACUGCAUUUGGGUAGUGAAUUGUGUUGGAGCAAGGAACUACAAGUAUUUUCUCCUUUUCCUGGUGUAUACAUUUGCUGAGACAGUGCUGGAUACCUUGGUACUACUUCCGUACUUUAUUGAGUUCUUUCAAGAUGAAAGCAGGCGUUCCAGCUCCCCUGGGGAUAUUGCUAUUCUAUUUAUUGCUUUUGUUCUCAAUUUAGCAUUUGCGCUGAGCCUUCUUUGUUUCAUUGGCAUGCACGCGUCUCUCGUUACAAGUAAUACAACUUCUAUAGAGGUCCACGAGCGAAAGAAGUCAGUUUCAUGGAAAUAUGACCUAGGAUGGAGAAGAAACUUGGAGCAGGUCUUUGGCUCCAAAAAAUUGUUCUGGUUCGUUCCCUUGUACUCUACAGAGGAUCUGCACAACAUCCCUGCGCUUCGAGGCCUUGAGUUCCCCACUCGUUCUGACGCAAUUGUCUAAUUGCACAUGAUGUCUAGCAUCAGUAGACUUAUAAAAUGUGUGAAUUAAUGUGCAAUUAGACAAUUUCUGUAGACUUAUAAAAUGAUAACUGGUCGUCGCACUGUAGACUUAUAAAAUGACGCAAUUGGAUUUCUGUACAGAAAUUUGUUAAUCUUUUUUUUGGUACAGAAAACACAUGUCGAUUCUUUUGUACACUAGCUGUAAGAACCAACAAAGAUUCACUCGAUCCUCUUAAUUCUUUGUUGACUUAUAAACAGUUUCAAAAAAUUUCCCCUUGUAGUUGCCCUAGAAGAAAGUGAUGUUUGCAAUUGAUGGUUAA